GCUGCGCGGUUUAUACUGCCAACACAUUCUGAUUUCCCUUAGUUAUCUUUAGUCCGUCGCGUCGCUCGCAUCGAGUUCAUGAGGCGAUCAUCAGGCCUACGCAGCGGAAGCCGCCACUGAGUGUUAUUUCGACAGAAUAUUCUGAAUACAAGGCAGAGAAAAAGUAAAGCAAAUAAUACCCUACACCAAGCCUUAACACUUGAAAACCCGAAUCCGUAUCGAAGCAGCACAAUUUUGAAUGCUCCACAAAAGUAUAACGCGCCAAAAAUAAGAGCAGAACUUUGACUCUAAAACAACACACACACAAACGACACUCGGACACAUCUUUGGCUGCAACACAAGACACGCCGCAUCGAUACUUCUCUCGGAGGAAAUGGCCACACAGCAGACCAAGUCCCAGGACGAACUGGCAGCCAGUGCGCUGGUAUCCAAGCAGCCGGACAACAUCAAGGAGGAGAAUGAGGAGGAGGGCGAGGAGAUCGACGAGGCGGCCGUGGUGGUGCCCCCGGACAGCGGCUGGGCCUGGGUAGUGAUGGUGGCCUCCUUCCUCUGCUGCACGGUGAUCGAUGGCAUUGUCUUCUGCUCGCCGCUCAUCCAGGAGCAGCUGAUGGCCGAGUUCAACGUGAGUAAGGGCUACGUGGCGUUCGUUUCGUCGCUCCUAAGUGGCUGCUACCUCAUGGCCGGUCCCUUCGUGAGUGCCAUGGCGAAUCGCUUCGGCUUCCGGCCGGUGACCAUGGCGGGAGCCGUGUUCGCGGCCAUCUGCUUCGGGCUCUCGUACUUUGCCACCAGCGUGGAGUACCUGUUCCUUAUCUACGGCAUCCUGGGCGGCAUUGGCUUCUGCAUGGUCUACAUCCCGGCGGUGGUGAUCAUCGGAUUCUACUUUGAAAAGUGGCGUGCCCUGGCCACCGGCGUAGCCAUGUGCGGCUCCGGUGUGGGAACCUUUGUCUUCGCCCCGCUGACCGAGGUCCUGCUAAAGAUGGGUUGGCGCGAAACCCUGGCCAUCCAGGGAGCCAUCGUCCUGUCCUGCGCCGUCUUUGGCCUCGCCUUCCGUCCCAUCCAGCCCAUCACGCUGUCGGUGACCAAUGAGGCUGGCGCUGACGAACAGGAGAAGAGCAAGCUAAACGGGCACGGCAACACCGUGGCCCCCACGCCGCAGCUCCACCAGGCGGCCUUCACCAAGCCCCUGCCCGAGGGACGCUUCGCCUACUCGAUGCCCAACUCCGCCCACAACACGUACAUGGGUGCUUCGCAGCGCCACCAUUAUCCCACCGCCCAGGAGAUCUUCAAGGGAAUGAACUUGGAGCGUCGGCCCUCGGGUACCGCGGCACAGAGCAACAAGGGAACGGAGCUGAAGCAGCUGAGGAAGUCGCAGCCCACGACGCCAAACGGGGAUCCCCAGCAGCUGACCUUCAACCUGCACAAGGAGCUGACCACAGUCGGCGAGAAUGAGGAGGAGGCGGAGAACGAUAACCUGUUGGAGACGGAGGCCAAGCCGGUGACCAUUCAGGCACGCAGACACACAGUGUCCGGCCGCCGACCCCAGGACAUUGGCAAGCGAUCGGCGGCCGCCGCCCAUGAGGCGCACCAUGGCCAGGCGUCAUCCUCGAGGCCCAUGUACCGUGACGAUAUCUUCUUCACCGGAUCACUGACCAGGAUUCCCCAGUACCAGUCGCAGACCUCGCUCGCCUACCACAUGUCCGUGACCCGGCUGCCCACCAAGCAGGACAUGCUGGAGGACCGCCAGAAGGGCUGCCGCAUCUGCCCAGAGGCAGUGCGUCGCACCCUGUCCACUAUGCUGGACACCGAGCUGCUUAAGUCACCCGCCUUCAUGUGCCUGGCCUUCAGCGGCUUCCUGACCAUGAUGGGUUUCUUUGUGCCCUUCUGCUUCCUGGUGGAACGCGCUGUGGCCGCCGGCAUGGACAAGCCAUCGGCCCUCUCGGUGCUCGGUGGCAUUGGACUGGUGAACACAUUCGCUAGGAUUGUGUGCGGCUCGAUUAGCUCGUUCCCCAGCGUCAAGCCGCUCUGGCUGAACAACUUCGCCCUGACCGCCGGAGGCAUCGCUACCAUCUUCAGCGGCGUCGUCAUCAACUCUGCCUCCCAAUGGACCUUUGCCCUGUUCUUCGGCAUCUGCAUUGCCUGCUUCUCGGCGCUGCGUUCGCUGAUCGCCGUGGAGCUGAUCGGUCUGGAGAAGCUAACGAAUGCCUACGGAUUCCUGAUGCUCUUCCAGGGCCUGGCAGCCACGGUGGGCACGCCCAUAGCAGGAAGCCUUUACGAGAUGACCAAGAGCUACGACAUGGCCUUCUACUUUGCCGGCGGCCUCAUCCUGCUGUCGGCCUUCCUCUGCUAUCCCCUGACCUGCGUGAGCCGGUGGGAGCAGCGUCGGAACGAGAAGAACACCCCCCUGCCGGCCGCCUAGGAAGCCAAGCCUAGCCUAGCCUAGCGGAGAAAGAAUACAUCUGCCAGACAGCCUGAACAUCUUGUCAAGGCAGCCACACAACUAUCUCCGAGGGCUUCGGAGACACACCCUUCGGUGUGUCCUUGGCCCUGCGGAGCGCGGAAAGCGCGAAAGCCUGUUCCGGAGUACUUGAUACGUUAAGAUUAGACGUAAGCGAAAUGUUGUGCCUUCGGAUGGAGAGUGUACAUUAAUGUUUCUAUAAGCUUUAAGAGGAGGACGAGACGAGAGGGGAGCAGCUAGGCUUAGGUUAACCGAACACAUUAUUAAUACUAUUACUAUGUAGCCCGUAAGCAGCUCCUGUGCACAUGGCUAUGGCUGGGCCACAAGUCGACUGCCAAGUUAAGAAUCGUUUUGUUGAGUUAUUUAACAUGAGGUACAAGAGGUAUGAGGAGAAACGAGAACGAGAGCGAGAGCGAGACCGGUGCAUUUGUUUACCUUUGUAAGACACACCACUUCGACUUCGUUACAUAGUUUAGAUAGAUAUAUCACAAUCGAUCGGGUCAGUGCACUCGCCGGCGUAAAGCAAAUAAACAAUCAGCCAGACGAUGGAGGCAUCUAUCUGGUAUUUAUAUAUACAUAUAUAUAUUGUACGAUACAACAGAGAACACAGAGUACAUAAUACACACACGGACCGCCACAUACUCAGCAUGCGCGUUUAUCAACAAUAUAAUAAUUACAUUACAAGCAGAGAAUGAUUUGUUUUACAUUUAAAAUUGAUGACGUGACUUCAUCCAACAAUAAAGACGAUUUCCGAUUAAUACAAACUAAA
This is a messenger RNA of Drosophila serrata, 3224 nucleotides long. Its product is annotated as monocarboxylate transporter 14. The record is from RefSeq and is a predicted model, not a curated record. Gene Ontology annotation, biological process: transmembrane transport; monocarboxylic acid transport. NCBI's taxonomy places the organism in Eukaryota, Metazoa, Arthropoda, Insecta, Diptera, Drosophilidae. Gene Ontology annotation, molecular function: monocarboxylic acid transmembrane transporter activity.